Psammomys obesus (fat sand rat) is the source of this 1966-nucleotide messenger RNA. RefSeq names its product chromosome unknown C4orf47 homolog (gene Cfap96). The record is from RefSeq and is a predicted model, not a curated record. Bases 899 to 1846 code for a protein of 315 amino acids. Gene Ontology annotation, cellular component: centrosome. The transcript has 8 exons. NCBI's taxonomy places the organism in Eukaryota, Metazoa, Chordata, Mammalia, Rodentia, Muridae.
CAUCUUGGAGAGUACCACACUGAAACUUAUUCGCCUAUGGCUAGACGGCCGGGGAGCUUCAGAAGGCUUAGUUUCGAGAGAUAUUAUUGGCUGAGGCUUUGUUCUGUGGUGACACGAGUGUUCCGAGGGCCUCCAGUAGCUCGUUGACAAUGCUUUCUCCCGUUCCCACGGCAACGCGGCCAAACAAGAGCCUGCUGCUGUUCGCUGAACCGUGGGGCGCGCCGUUCCACAGCUGUGGUAGCGGGCGCCGGCGCCGGCGCGGGCGCGGUCGCAGGCUCGCGACCCCGAGCUCUCCAGACUCUGCAAAGGACUGAACCCCGACUGGAACCGAGCCUUCUGAUCCUGGUUGUGGGAUUAGGUUGUGGGAUUCUCUUUGGAGAGGAGAUUUGGUCUCGGUAGAUACCUGCCUGGUUCAAGCCUCCUUUCCCUAGUAGGAAAUAGCUUAGACAGCAGCUUCUUCAUUUUCUUCACCUUCUCCCUUUCAGCCAACUUCCCAUCCCAUAUAGAAUAACGUUUAUUUGAGUAAAUUGCAAGGACGCAGUGGGUAGGGCUAUAACAGAAGAACCUUCUUAUUCAAACUUUCUUAAGGGAACUUGUUAUACUCUACUUGAGUGGACUUAUACGAUUUUCGUGUCUAUUUGUUUAUAAGCCAAGAUUUUUGCCUUUUCAAGUCCGUAUUCCUACUUCUACCUAACCAGAAGGAGAGGUUUGCAAAGUGUCUGUUAAAUGUGUGAAUGAAUGUUUUGUAAGUUUUGCUUAAGAGUUUAAUGUCGGGACAAAGUUGAAGGCAAGAGCCUUUCUUCCUGGCUGUACAAGCGCUGACUUGGUUCUACACUGUAGGGUUUUGUGAAGUUGGACCAAAGGACUUUUGGUGAAGUUACAACAACAAGAAGCAAUCAUGCCUGCGGAAGCGGGAAAAACAGAUAUGGAAAGGAUCGGCCUCUUCAGUGAGAUGGAAUACGUAACUGUGGGUGAUAGAUAUGUGUCGCUGUUCAAUCGACCCUUUAAUGAGGCUGCAGGUAAAAAUAGACAGAUGCUACCUGGGGGAUCCAAAGAAAUGUCAGGUCUCCAGGCAGGAUACUUUGAUACCCAGUUUACAAGGAUUUUUGAAGGGGAAGGCUACACGAAUCCAAAUCAGCUGAGGAGACAGCUUAUGAUGGCAGAAUCCAAAAAGAAUCUAAGCAAAGCCUUCAUCCCCAGUAAUGGAGAUAAAAAGCCAAGCGGAUUAGGAAGCUAUUAUGGAACAAUUGGUGGCCCUGUACCAUUCUUCAGUGCGCAGUUAAAACCUAAGGACAGGUAUCAGUCACCGGGGAAGAAUUUAUAUACCAACCCAGGAAAAAAAGGAACUGGCUAUGGCUAUGCCAAUGUUACCAUAGGCAAGCAGCUUGCGCACUCUGAAGACUUAUAUGAUGCAGCGAAACUGAAUUUCAAGAAAGAGAAUGAAGAACACCGUAAGUUACUCAAAGGGUCGCCUUUCAAGUUAAAUCUUCACCCAAAGGACUAUUUUGAUAAUAACCCGUAUUUCACAGAACAACCCCUUCCUCCACUUAAGAAAGAAGAAAAGAAGGAAUUCACUUUAAGUCCCUUUAAGCCUUCUUCUCCUGGUAAAAAGGCUGGUGGAAUGAAAGCAGGGACAUUUGAACCUUACCCGGCAUACUCAGCUGACCCUUAUACAGUUAAACUGGGAGAGGUGGUGCCUGGGAAAGGAGAAAAGAUUUUCCAUCCACCAAAUGGACCAAAAAGUAGACCCAUGGAAAGUAUAAUGACACGGAAUGUCAAAAGGGCACUAAAUAUGAAGAACUACAAGACCGCCUCGGCAGACAUACUAAAGCAUUUGGUUUUCUAGAACUCACUAGAACACACAAUGUUAUAGAAUACAUGGGUCCAUGGCAUUUAAAAGAGAUUUAAACAUGAAGCUCAACUCUAACAUCCUUCCUGAUUUUAAUGCUGUUUAAUAAAUAGUGUU